Cuscuta campestris is the source of this 1347-nucleotide messenger RNA. The record is from the annotation of a GenBank genome assembly. NCBI's taxonomy places the organism in Eukaryota, Viridiplantae, Streptophyta, Magnoliopsida, Solanales, Convolvulaceae.
CUCCACCUUGACUUGAAUCUCCUCAAAAGACAGCAGAUGUAUCAGAUUUCCUUCCAGAAGUGACCAGAUGUACCGUAGGUACCAGAAGUCCAACCAAGGACGCAAAUGUCACUAAAAGACAGGAACAGAUUGUUUCACUUGAGUUCAAAAGUGUUGUGACACACCAAAACAGAAUUCCCUCAUUCAUGGGAACAGAUAACUCAAGCUAAAACACCAAUAGAUGCAAACUCCACCUUGAGUCCAAAUGACUCUUCAUGGAACCUAAACAGAAAUAGAUGACACCAACCUAGUAUCCAGAUGACUCCUCCUGAAGCCCAGAUUGCCCUUCAUGGGCUCAAAUUGCCCCAUACGGGCCAGAUCCCCCCUCCUGGGGCGCAGAUUGCCUCAUUGAGGCGUAGAAACAAAUGAUUCUUCAAGGUGAUCAACAGUCUCAAUCCGUGCAGAUGGAACCUCCACCUCAACAUCAAGACUUUCAUCACCUCUAUGAAUCUCAGAUGAUGCAACAAUGACAGAUCCUUAUAGAAGAUAUAAGGUACCAUGCUUAAUACCUUUCAGAACCACCUUCGAAUCCUUAUAGUCCUGAUGCCUGAUUAUCUCAAAUUUGUUCAGAUAAACAACCAAAUUUUCUCCAAGGAUCAACCAGAAAACGGAGUACUCAUCAAAUCAGCCCAAAAGCAAAACAGCCCAAAAAAAAAUUCACAGUCCCUUUCCUUUACUUUUUUCACAUGCACCUGCCAAAAAAAUUUUCCUCUUUUCCUCUUCGCAGGAAACGGCGGCUUUGGACGGUGAUUGGAGAAUGACACCUGCGGCAGUUCUUCUGGGCAGCAGCGGCAACGGUGUUCACCCUCGCUCCUGCGCGUCUCUCCACUGGAUCGCAGCUCCUGCCGGUGCCAAAUGGCCUACACAACGGCGAUCUUUAGCGGCAAAAGAUCAGGACGACGAUGGCCGGUUGUGCGACGGCCCCUCUGCGGCGGCGUUUGAACGGAUCAGCGGCUGCUCUUGUGCUUCAACUUGACGACGCGAGUACCGGUGGUGGCGGAAUUGCACUCGCGCUGGCACGCGGCUUGACUGCACGCGAACCGCGGAAACAAUCUGCGGCUUCCUGCUCUCUGGUGACGACGGCGGCUUGGACCUCUGCGCACAGUGCGACAGGCGACGGUGACACGAUCUGGACGGCGGCGGCAGGACUGGAUUAAAUGGGCAAUGUCAAGAUCUCCUCUCAGAUCGGACAAUGGAAAUCUCAGAUCUCCCUUCCCGGCUGCUGAACAUGCACAGAUCCGAAAACCCUAGGCGACAAACUUCUCGCGAUUUGUGUUCUGUGUUGAACAACUAGGCUCUGAUACCAGU